Messenger RNA from Kalmanozyma brasiliensis GHG001, 1989 nucleotides. RefSeq lists its product as uncharacterized. Bases 1 to 1989 code for a protein of 662 amino acids. The record is from RefSeq and is a predicted model, not a curated record. The transcript has a single exon. NCBI's taxonomy places the organism in Eukaryota, Fungi, Basidiomycota, Ustilaginomycetes, Ustilaginales.
AUGGCCUUCGUACAUCAUCAGCCGCGGCAGCAGCGUCGCGAUCGCCAGGACCAUGCCGUCGACUCUCCAUCCGCCGCAUACUCUACGCCGCAGCAUCGACACGAAAGAGAUGUCCCUCAAGACUGGAGCAUCGUCUUUCCGGGGCGGUCCCGCGAGACGCCCGCAUCACCCACGAUCCAGCUAGCUUCUCCUUCCCGUCCAUCACGCUCGCUCGACACGCCUUCCUCCGAUCACACCGACGACACCGAUCCACUCGCACUCACCUUGCCACCGCUCCACGACGGCACAGGUCGAUUUCUUGCUUCUCCACUUAGUCCUGCUUCUACAGACGCUGCUUCGAUUGAUGCAGCACUCCAAUACAGCGGUGCUGAAGAUGACCGCCAUUCCGAAGCUCGCCACUCUGAGGACGUCUUUCCCGAAUCCGUCUUCAGUGGUACUGACUCGCAGCUCGAUGCAGACGAAGAGCUUGGCUUUGGCUCCGGCUCCGAUUUCGACUUUGAAAGCGAUGCUGUAGCUUCGCAUGCCAGUCGCAGCUCGGUGCGUCGCGGCAAGCGUCGCACAGCAUCCCGAAGGAGGCCAUCCAAGCUCAGCCAUGUCAGCAUCGGAAGCGAUGAGGAGGGCGAAGAAGCUGCGUCACAAUCGCAGAGCCAGAUGCUCGGCAGCAAGGCAUGGUCUCUGCUUGGACGAAGCAACGCGCUCGAGCGUGUCGAUGAAAGCCCUUCAGCUUCGACUCAGCUCUACUCCAGUGCUCGUUCGAGUCGUCAGAUGGGUCGCUCCCGACGCACCGCCCACGAUCUGCCUGUCGUGCUCACCAGCGGGUCGGAGCGCGAGGACGACGAUGGUCAGGACCUCGAUCAUUCGCGAGCCACGGCACGCCACGCUGCUGAGGCCACUUACGAUGCCGAUUUGGCCGUCAGCAACCUCGCUCAGAGUGCUGGUCUCUCGCAUCUCGACCAUAGCGAUCUUCUGCGAAGACCUAAGCGCAGGCAUCGACGAUCCGCUGCUGGUCGUUCGAGCAAGCGUAGCAACACCUCGCAGUCGCUGCUCAGCAUCGAUUACGAGUCUCGUCUGCUCAAUGCUCAGCAGCACGCUCACAGUCGUCGACAUGGCGACGGCGCAGAGACGCCGAGAUCAGCAACGCAGGCAUCAAGGAUGGCUCAGGAGCAUCCCUCCAAGACCUCACGCAUGAUCGGCACCAUCCUGCGCAAGGUGUUCGAUCUGGAACCGGAGGUGCUUGAUGCGUUCCUGCAAGAGGAUGUUGGACGACAACGUAAUCAGACUCGGGCGGCCACUGGCCCUGGAUUCGCCUUUGAGGCGGCAGAAGCGCCGUUGGCCUGCGCUCCGCUCUGCGACUCAACGACCUCGCCAGCUGCAAGUGGAAUGAUGCUAGACGGUCGAAGCGAGCACGAGCGCUGGCAAGCGUCAUCUGACGGCGAGACCGAAGUCGAGGGUCAGCUACCCAUCAUCGACCCUGCCACAUCCCCGCUGUUCUCCAACGCAAAGACGGUCGACGGCGAAGAGACGGCAGACUCCAGCGGCUGGCGGCUCACCGAAGCGGCGCUGCUGCAGCGUGGUUCCGUGACAACUCGUCGCGGCAGCGGUUCGCAGUCGCUCAUGGAGCCAACGACGAUGGAGGCGCUCUCUGCGUUCAUGAAUACGAUCGCCAUGCCUGUGCCUAUGCCGCUGCGUCUGCUCGGUGCGUUGUUCGGCUGGUCCAGCAUCUGGUCGACUUCGUCCAAGACACACCCACGGGAGCAGUCCGAGCAGCACGACUCGAAAGCAGCAGAAGAACAGGCGGCAAGGGAUUCCGAGGAGGAGCGCAAGUACAGGUACGAGCGUCUGCUCAGUGCGCAGCAGGCCAAGGCGUGGAGUCGGAGGUAUAGGGGGAUCUUGUUUGCCAAUGUGGACGAUGAGGAGCCCAGUCCGGACGUGCCGGAGCUGUGGAGGGGCGAAGAGCAUCCUGCCAUUGCUGGACAUCAGGAUGAGUAG